GCCAAUUUGAUGUGAAACAAUUAAUAUCAAAGAAGUUACAACUGACAGUAGAGGCUGAGCAAUUGAAACCAUUUUUUAUGAAGGAAGUUGGCAGUCACUUUGAUGAUUUUGUGACCAAUCUUAUUGAAAAAUCAGCAUCAUUAGACAAGGGUGGCUGUGCUGUCACAUCUUUUUCUGGUUUUGAAGGAGAGAACAGCCAUCGAGCUAAAGAUCUAAGGGCACCUCCAGAACAAGGAAAGCUCUUUAUCGUAAGGCAAUCUCUGUUAGAUGAGCUGUUUGAGGUGGACCACAUCAGAACCAUAUAUCACAUGUUUAUUGCACUCCUCAUUAUUUUUAUCCUCAGCACACUGGUAGUAGAUUACAUUGAUGAAGGAAGGUUGGUGCUUGAGUUCAGUCUCCUGUCUUACGCUUUUGGCAAAUUUUCUAUUGUUCUUUGGACCUGGUGGGCCAUGUUCCUGUCUACACUUUCGGUUCCUUAUUACCUUUUUCUACAUUGGGCCAAUGGAUAUAGGCAGAGUUCCCACCCAGUGCUUCAUUCUCUGUUCCAUGGCUCACUUUUUGUACUUUUCCAGAUUGGAGCUUUAGGUUUUGGAUCCACAUAUGUUGUAUUAGCAUAUGCACUGCCACCAGCUUCCCGGUUCAUUGUUAUACUUGAACAGAUUCGUUUUAUAAUGAAGGCUCAUUCAUUUGUCAGAGAAAAUGUGCCUCGGGUAAUGGAUUCAGCUAAGCAGAAAUCAAGGACUGUACCAAUACCCACAGUCGGCCAGUACUUGUACUUCUUAUUUGCUCCUACCCUGAUCUACCGUGACAGCUACCCCAGGACUCCCACGAUAAGAUGGGGUUAUGUUGCUACUCAGUUUGCACAGGUUUUUGGUUGCAUUUUUUAUAUAUACUACAUCUUUGAAAGGCUCUGUGGCCCCUUGUUUCGGAAUAUCCAACAGGAACCCUUCAGCGCUCGUGUCCUCAUCCUGUGUGUAUUUAACUGCAUCUUGCCAGGUGUGCUGUUUCAGUUCCUUACUUUUUUUGCUUUUUUGCAUUGCUGGCUCAAUGCCUUUGCUGAGAUGUUACGUUUUGGUGACAGAAUGUUUUAUAAGGACUGGUGGAACUCUACAUCAUUUGCCAAUUAUUAUAGGACCUGGAAUGUGGUCGUCCAUGACUGGCUAUAUUACUAUGCUUAUAAGGACUUUCUCUGGUUUUUCACUAAGAAGUUCAAAUCUGCUGCAAUACUAGCAGUCUUUGCUGUGUCUGCUGUAGUGCAUGAAUAUGCCUUGGCUCUCUGCUUGAGCUUUUUCUACCCAGUGCUCUUCGUGCUCUUCAUGUUCUUUGGAAUGGCUUUCAACUUCAUUGUCAACGAUAGCCGGAAGAGGCCAAUUUGGAAUGUUAUGAUGUGGGCUUCCCUUUUUGUGGGUCAUGGAAUCAUCAUGUGUUUUUAUUCUCAAGAGUGGCAUGCACGUCAGCAUUGUCCUCUGAAAAAUGCCACCUUUCUGGAUUAUGUUCGACCUCGUUCCUGGACUUGCCGUUAUGUGUUUUAGAAGUUUGGACUUUAUUUCCUUUUAUAUCACUGAAGAUUAGAUAUUCUGCCUGAUUUGGAGCCAGCAGCUGUUUCCAAUAGUUACAGAAGUUACCUGUAUUCUUGGACCAUUCUAGCAUUUACAGGUGGCUCACUCCAUUCCUAGGUUACGUCAAGCUGAGCUUUUGGAA
Molecule: messenger RNA, 1701 nt
Organism: Chrysochloris asiatica (Cape golden mole)
Lineage: Eukaryota; Metazoa; Chordata; Mammalia; Afrosoricida; Chrysochloridae
Gene: SOAT1
Product: sterol O-acyltransferase 1
Exons: 14
Coding region: 78-1532 (484 amino acids)
Biological process (GO): cholesterol homeostasis; cholesterol metabolic process; cholesterol efflux
Cellular component (GO): endoplasmic reticulum membrane
Molecular function (GO): fatty-acyl-CoA binding; cholesterol binding; cholesterol O-acyltransferase activity
Source: RefSeq, a predicted model, not a curated record